Molecule: messenger RNA, 939 nt
Organism: Elephantulus edwardii (Cape elephant shrew)
Lineage: Eukaryota; Metazoa; Chordata; Mammalia; Macroscelidea; Macroscelididae
Product: olfactory receptor 51G2-like
Exons: 1
Coding region: 1-939 (312 amino acids)
Biological process (GO): G protein-coupled receptor signaling pathway
Cellular component (GO): membrane
Molecular function (GO): olfactory receptor activity; G protein-coupled receptor activity
Source: RefSeq, a predicted model, not a curated record
AUGACACAGGCACCCCUUGGAAACAGCAGCAGCGUUUCUUCUGCCUUCCUGUUGAGCGGCAUUCCUGGGCUGGAGCACUUACACAUCUGGAUCUCCAUUCCUCUGUGCUUCAUGUACCUGGUUUCAAUCCUGGGAAACUGCAUGAUUCUCUUUAUCAUUAAAACGGAGCCCUCGCUCCACGAGCCCAUGUACCUCUUCCUGUCCAUGCUGGCUUUGACUGACCUAGGUCUCUCCCUUUGUACCCUUCCAACAGUGCUAGGCAUUUUUUGGAUAGGGAUGCGAGAGAUUGGCCAUGAUGCCUGUUUUGCGCAGCUCUUUUUCAUUCACUGCUUAUCCUUUCUAGAGUCCUCUGUGCUACUGUCAAUGGCCUUUGACCGCUUUGUGGCCAUUUGCCGUCCCUUACAUUAUGCAUCCAUCCUUACCAACACAGCCAUUGGCAGGAUUGGCCUGGCUUCCCUGGGCCGCAGUGUAGCGCUCAUUUUCCCAUUGCCCUUUAUGCUCAAGAGAUUCCCUUAUUGUGGUUCCUCAGUCCUCUCACACUCCUAUUGUCUCCACCAGGAAGUAAUGAAGUUAGCCUGUGCAGACAUCAAGGCCAACAGCAUAUAUGGGAUGUUUGUCAUUGUUUCAACAGUAGGUGUAGACUCAUUGCUUAUACUUUUCUCCUACGCCCUCAUCCUGCGCACUGUGAUGUCUAUCGCUUCCAGAGCUGAGAGACUGAAAGCUCUGAACACCUGUGUCUCCCACAUCUGUGCUGUGUUGCUCUUUUACACUCCAAUGAUUGGCUUGUCUGUCAUCCACCGCUUUGGGAAGCAGGCACCCCAUUUGGUCCAAGUGAUCAUGGGCUUUGUGUAUCUUCUAGUUCCACCCCUGAUGAAUCCCAUUGUUUACAGUGUGAAGACCAAACAGAUACGAGAUCGGGUCACCCGUGCCUUUUGUUAG